This is a messenger RNA of Argentina anserina (silverweed cinquefoil), 746 nucleotides long. Its product is annotated as acyl carrier protein 1, chloroplastic-like. The coding region runs from base 169 to 576 and encodes 135 amino acids. The transcript is spliced from 4 exons. NCBI's taxonomy places the organism in Eukaryota, Viridiplantae, Streptophyta, Magnoliopsida, Rosales, Rosaceae. Gene Ontology annotation, biological process: fatty acid biosynthetic process. Gene Ontology annotation, molecular function: phosphopantetheine binding; acyl carrier activity. The record is from RefSeq and is a predicted model, not a curated record.
UUUGAAGGCCCAGCAAAUCCCAAGCUCCCAACAAACCAUCUCUCACAUUUAUAUAACCCUGUUUAAAGACUCUUUUUUCUCCCAAAAGAAAGCUCUCUCACUCUCUUCCCAACUCACCCCCACACACACUCUUUGUGUUCUCCGCCCCUCCCCUCUCUUUCAGAUCCAAUGGCUUCUCUCUCUCAAAUCUCUACUGCCUUCUCUGCUUCCUUCAAACCCACCCUGGCUCGCAGCACCAGGGAAUCUAGUUUGAAAUCGGUUUCUUUUUCCAUUACCGGGAAGCGCUUCCCAUCUCUCACUUCAAGACGCUUCCGAGUUUCAUGUUCGGCCAAACCCGAAACUCUUAACAAAGUCUGUGAUAUAGUGAAGAAGCAGCUAGCUUUGCCUGAUGACACAGCUGUGACCGCUGGCUCCAAGUUCACUGAACUUGGAGCUGAUUCUCUUGACACUGUUGAGAUUGUGAUGGGACUUGAGGAGGAGUUCGGUAUCAGCGUUGAAGAAGAAAGUGCUCAGACCAUAGCCACUGUUCAAGAUGCCGCAGAUCUGAUUGAGAAGCUCGUCGAGAAGAAAGCUUAAUAAUAGUCUAUCGAGAGUAUCAACAGCCUCUGGACCCUUCUUCUUUAUGUUAUUUCUGUCGUUUUCUCGUUUUUCUUCUUUUUGUGAGUUAUGUAGCAUUUUGGUACUUAAAUUGUCCCUAUCUAUGGAUAUUGUAGUGUUCUUAAUCUGAAGAUCUCUCAUUCUGUUAA